Molecule: messenger RNA, 762 nt
Organism: Cylicostephanus goldi
Lineage: Eukaryota; Metazoa; Nematoda; Chromadorea; Rhabditida; Strongylidae
Source: the annotation of a GenBank genome assembly
CUGUUUGAAGAAAAAGCUUUGAAGUAUCCAAAAGAGCUUAGAGAUUUCGUACUCGCUGGCAUCUCUACCACUUCCUUCAGGUGUGCAGAUGUCGAUCAUCUGACGGCUGAUGUUCGCGUCGGCGCGCGGCUAUCGCGAAUAGAUGAGUGGUGCGGUGAUCAUACACCACCACAGCUGAUGAGCAGCACCAACCUCUUACAGCUCGAAUACACAACGAAGUCCUCGCGAGCACUGCGAGAAAGUGCGAAGAAUGAUUUGGGCUUUCGAUUGGAGUAUAAGUUUCACACCGACUGGGAUAUGCAACAUAUGCGAGCUCGAGGAGAUCGUGAUAAAGGUUGCCGCUUUGUAUUUAACUCGUCUGUACAAAGCAGCGGUAAACUGUGGAGUGUGAACUACCCAGGGUUGUACCCAAGAUCGCUGUAUUGCGAGUACAUAUUUCAUGGUAGCGAUGAACAAAUCGUUCACAUUCAUUUUGAGUACUUCGACGUCGAAGGAUUUAACCAAUGCGAUGAGACAACACAAAGUGACUUCGUAUUGUUCAGCAACUAUCAGACCCAUGACAGAACAAAUCGAAGAUUUUGUGGAAAGGUAGCCCCGAGAGGACCAAUUUUAUCGGAAUCAAAUUACUUCCGAAUGAUUUUCUCAACGAAUGACAUAUUCGAUGCCACUGGAUUCUAUGCUCACUAUCAAUUCAUCACUCAACGUGAGUAUUUAGAGUACAUGUUUUAUCUUUUGGAUGUAUUGCUAAGAAAUCCGUCAUAA